AUGCUGGACACGGAUUGGUGCUGCACUGAAACUGACUGCAAUGCCUUCUGGUUCAACGCCAACCACAGUAUGACAGACUGGAUCGAGGCCUGGCGCGUUGUGGCCCGAAGGAGCCGUCAGUUCAGAGCAGUGGUCGCCGCCGGGCUCAAGAACGAGAUCCGGCGCGUCACCACUGGCAAAAGCUGGGGCUCUGGACCUUUCUGCGAUGCGAGUUUCUUCAGGCCCGGCCUCGGCUCGAACGAGGCCGUGGGGGCCCAGUGGGCCUCCGGCCCCAAGCACCUGCAGUGGCGCGCAGCGGCGGAGCACGCUGGGCAUGUGGUCCUCGAAGAGAACCCGGACCUUCUGAUCUCUCUCAGUGGUCUGGACUAUUCCUUCGACCUGCGCGAGGUCGGAGAGAAGCCGCCGAGUUUGCCAAAGGACAAGGUGGUCUUUGAAGCGCACUCCUACAGUUGGCAGCACUUCGCCGUCGUUUUUGACGUGCGGCUUCCCGGCAGCAUCCUGGGGCGAGGAGCUUCCUCGACCUUGAAGUCGCAGUGCCUGGCGCUGGGUGCACAGUGUGCCGGGCUAUCUUGCACCACCGAGGACGAUUGCGAAAUGCGCUCGGGCGAAGGUGCCGGCCCGAUGAGGGGCGCUGCCCCACUGGGCGGUUGGCACAGCGUGAUCCGGAGAUACGACCACGACCUGGCAGACUUCGCUCAGAGGAGCGAGCAGUGGUGGGGCUAUCUGGUGAAACAGGCCAUCGCACCCGUGGUGGUGACGGAGUUUGGCAUGGCCCACGACUUCCGCAGCAGCCCCGACGUGGCCCAGUGGUGGGAGAAGCUGUCCGGAUACUUGACCAAGGACGGGCCGCUGGCCGACGAGGGAG
Messenger RNA from Symbiodinium sp. CCMP2456, 865 nucleotides. NCBI's taxonomy places the organism in Eukaryota, Dinophyceae, Suessiales, Symbiodiniaceae. The record is from the annotation of a GenBank genome assembly.